Molecule: messenger RNA, 945 nt
Organism: Cercospora beticola
Lineage: Eukaryota; Fungi; Ascomycota; Dothideomycetes; Mycosphaerellales; Mycosphaerellaceae
Source: RefSeq, a predicted model, not a curated record
UCGACAACGAGUUCGCUUUGACUGCCAAGACCGUUCUGCCAUCGGCUCCCCAAGAUGUGUUCGUACAAACUGCGGAGCGCCGCGUCAAAUGCGGUGGGACGUGAUCCAGUGGCUUAUUCUUGGUGACCGGGUCUGGACGCCUGGGGAGCACAGCGGAUUGAUACAUAUGAACCUCACUGCCUCACGUCCGUUGUCCAAGAUACCACGCUCUCUUACGAAUCGCAAUAAUGGCCUCAACAAUUUUCCAGCUCCUCGCUGCCUUUGCAGUGCUCAACACUGUCGUUCCUGUCGCAGCACAGGGCAACUAUUCAUCGGAUGCGAUCCCUAUCGCUCUUGGAGGCAAGGAAGCCAAAAUCAGCAAAGAGUUCAUUGAACUCAUGGCACCUGACUACAAAAUCGUCCACGUCAUUCACUCUGCUUCCGAUGGCAAAUCCGAAUUUGGUCCUCUGCUCGCGGGCGAGGCCACCAUCCCAGUCUCCGGACUCGGCUCGAACAUCAACAACCCUUCUCCAGAGGCCCCAUGGGCGAUCUUUAUUGGCGGCGGUUUCGCUGCUUCGGAAAUCAACGAGAUGUAUGGGAGUAGCUUGGCUCUUCAGACCGUUCCAUGGCUAUACCCUCCAACUACAGCCCGAGCAAACGGCACCGUCGUGCCGCCGACCGCGAUGAUUGUAGAGAGGGUUAAGGCUAUAUUUAGAGAGCAUGGAUUGGUCCCUGGAAACGGCACCAAGCCAGCUGGAGGUAUCUGGUCGUUCUAAAGAGCUUGACAUAUUGAGGAACCCAGAGCUCGAGAGCAGGAGCCCCGGCAAAUUUUCGUAUCUUCUUUUUCAUCUUCGAUACCGGGAGCUGUUAUCAGAGCGGCGGCAAGAAUUAGCAAUGCUUUGAAUGUUCAUAAGACGACAGAAUAGAGGGCUGACGGUGGCCACAUUGAGACAAACCGAUCCACCA